AUCAUCAGGUACAUAAAUCUGUUUUCCAAUGGAAGAGGAAAGUUUGUUUAUUUUUUUUAACAACAUUUUCUUACACACCAGUUUCUGUAGCUUCACUAGUAUCUGCUAGGCGAGGUAUGGCUGAUUACUGCAAAUCUCUCCCAUUUUCUUACUCUUCUUAUCAGAACACGGUUGGGCCUCUGCUUGAUUAUAGUUUUUUGGAUUACUACAGGAAUGGUAUGGAAAAUAACAGGUACUUGUGGAACUCUACCAUAAAUCAGGAUUCGAGAGAGUAUGAUGAUCUACAGACCAAAGGAGACAACAUGCUCCACUUGGAUUUUAGCCAUGCUGGUGACAAUGAAAGUGCCGUGGCUAUGACAUGUGAAAGUCAGCCCCAUUGUACCCACGUAUAUGAGAAAUACAAAGAAACAAUCAAACCUCGAAAGACCAGAAUCAGAACAUUUUUUACAGUAGAACAGCGUCAAGCUUUAGAAAAACAUUUCCAAGAUCGUCAAUAUCUGAACUCUUGCCAAAUACAGAAAAUUGCCAAGAUGCAGAAUCUGGAUUACAAAACGGUAAAAACCUGGUUUCAGAAUCGGAGAACAAAAUUGAAGAAGGAACAGCAGGCCCGUAAAUGGUCUCUGGAAAAAGAGAGCGACUCCCUUCAGAUUUUCCAAACGGUCCCCAUCUGUGGUAACAAUAAUGCCUGGAGAAGACAGAUACCAGAGGAGUACUCCAAUUACAGUUACAAUGGAGAUUACCUGAUGGCCCCUUUUCAGUGGUUCCAAGGUACAACAGGGAACCCAGAAGUCCACCCCUUGCUGCAAAAUGAAAACUGCACUGAAGAGUCCAUGGUCUACAUGCCCCAAAUCACAGCACCGACACUUACUGUAGACCAGGAUCAAGCUUUAGAGAGAUGCUUCCACAGUCAAGGACCUGUUACGCCCUUCCAAAUGAACACCUUUGCAAACAGGCUUGGUCUGGAUUUUGAAACGGUGAGGCUCUGGUUUCAAAAUCGCCAGCAAAAUCUGGAGGCAGAGCAUAUGUGCCAACCUAUGGAAAUGGUGAAUACAUCGAAUCAGGCUUUCCAGACUUUGCCUAUCUUCUUUGAAAAUAUGACUCUGUCUGAUGGAACAAGUCAGCCGGCUUAUACUCCCAGAACACAAGUGCUAAGGGACAAUGAGCCCACACCCCAAGACAUUCCGGGUCACUGCAUGGCAGAACUGGACUGCAAAGUAUACCAAGCAGAGGUGAACACCGCCUGCAAAACCCAGCUCCUUGGAGAAAAUGAUGACUUUGCUCUUUACCAUUUCAGCAUUUAUCAUGAGCAGAAGUCUGUGGCCUACCUCCAGCCUUCAUCAGUUCAUCCCUACAAUGAUGGAGGGCAUUUGAUGGACCAUUUUUCAUUUUAGGGGAUGAUUCUUUUCUUUAAUUACUGCAUGCUUUACUUGUCGAUUUGUUAGUUUUGUUAUAUUUACAGCUUUGAAUGCACAUACAAUGUUAGUAUUACAUUUGACAAGAUUAUCCCCUUGGUUUUACUUCAGGAUCCAUCAUCCCUCACCAGGGCUCACUACAUGUUUCAUGUCUUUUUAGUAUGUAUAUAUUUGUGGACUGGGCUGCUGGCAUGUAAGAUGCUGGUUCAUAGAUGGGGGGGGGGGAUGUCAAGUGCCUCACAAUAGGAUUAAUUAACUCCAGUUUGGAAUAUACAGUCUGACUGAUAAAAUAUCAUAAUGAAGAUUUUCUAUGUUACAAGGAGAACAGACAACCCAGAUGAAUCUUUGAUUCUAUAAAAUUGUUAAAUAAUUAUUCAGUCAAACAUUUAAAAAUAAAAACAUUUAUAUUGAUAUAUACUUGUAUAAGAAUGCCAGCGAUAAUGACAAUGAUUCCUGGGUCCGAUGAGGUAUAUGUGUUCUUAGUUUAUAUCAUGAUUAUUCCAUAAUCGCUGAUCUGUACUUUGAUUUUUAUACCAGAUAAAUCAUUACUACUUUGUGACAUUUCUAACCAAAAUUACAGAAGCUCAUCUAAGUACCACUGACCAUAGGACUAUGCAUAACAUUACUUCAAAGAAGUGCACCAUCAUAUUUGGUUUUACAAUGCUGGUAAUGAUCGCUUCUUAUUUAUUGCUAUCAUUAUUUCAUUUUAAUGCCUAGAAGUAGCCCCAUUUAAGACCAACCUAACUUUAAAAAUAGAAACAAUGAACUUUAUUUUAGCCAGUCAGCUUCCUAAAGAACUUUUUUGGUAAGCUGGCAAAAAUGCAUUCUGGUAAGCUGGGGAAAACAGUGCCUAGGGAAGACCUUGAUGGAUAUGAGCUUAACUUGCAGAGUAAGUUUGGACAGCAUCCUGAACCUUUAACUAAGAGACAGUGGCAGCACAAAACACAGAGCUAUCUUAGCGUCUCCUAACACAUAGACAUAUAAGGGUUUCGUAUGAUAUUUGGUUAAUCAGUUUGUACUGUACUACAAUGGCACAGUAUAGACAGAAGGCCUUCAUUUUUAUUCUGUGAUUGUAGUGGGUAUUCUAGAUGGCCAUGGUAAUGCCCUUGGUAACCAAAGUACUGGCAACACCGUGCUUUUGUUAAAAACUGUAAUAGCUAGACCCAUCUGGUAUACAUUUGAAAAUCUCGCCAGUGGCAUCUUCGUAGUACUUGAGAGUGCAAUACAUUUGUUUAGCAACAUGACUUCCAUACAUUGUGAAACUAAGUCUCAAGCUUGCUAGGCUUUUUGAAAACAAAAUGGUGGCCUUUUCCAGGAGAUAUGGAAAAUGAUGUAUGAUAUUGUAACUAUUUGUGAAUGUUGGUGGUUAUUGUAGGAUUGUAAAGUUUUAUGCUGACAAAAGAAAGCAGAUGAAAACAGGAGCUUGACUGCCCUACUUUGUAUGUUGUUUUAGAUGAUUAUGUAUUUUGAUCUGCAUUAAUAAUUUUGAUAUUCCAUGAAUAAAUGUUCCCACAAAGAUGA
This is a messenger RNA of Protopterus annectens (West African lungfish), 2933 nucleotides long. RefSeq lists its product as uncharacterized. The record is from RefSeq and is a predicted model, not a curated record. Gene Ontology annotation, biological process: regulation of transcription by RNA polymerase II. The transcript has 7 exons. Bases 117 to 1391 code for a protein of 424 amino acids. Lineage: Eukaryota; Metazoa; Chordata; Ceratodontiformes; Protopteridae. Gene Ontology annotation, molecular function: DNA-binding transcription factor activity, RNA polymerase II-specific; RNA polymerase II cis-regulatory region sequence-specific DNA binding.